Molecule: messenger RNA, 3429 nt
Organism: Hippoglossus stenolepis (Pacific halibut)
Lineage: Eukaryota; Metazoa; Chordata; Actinopteri; Pleuronectiformes; Pleuronectidae
Gene: prg4b
Product: proteoglycan 4b
Exons: 15
Coding region: 257-2716 (819 amino acids)
Biological process (GO): immune response
Molecular function (GO): scavenger receptor activity; polysaccharide binding
Source: RefSeq, a predicted model, not a curated record
CGUGUGUGAGGUCAGCCGCCUGUCUGGCACAGAUGUGUGUUGACGUGCCUCCAGCUGUUUGCGGGGAAUCAUGAUGUCUGGACCUAUACGGUCUGGACGGGAGGAUCCUCCCUACACAGCCUGUGAGCUCACCACGACUUUUAAUUAGACCGGAUUCGCCCAUUAAAGGGACGUCCAGCCGGGCCGGUCUUUCAAAGGCUUUUAAAAGCAGCAGGAGACUGAACUUCAGCAGCAGCAGCAGCAGACAGAGGUUGAAAUGAAGAUGUCUUCCACUUUGCUUUGUGCUGGUAUUGUGUUGGCAUGUGCCUUGACACUUAGUGCAGCUCAGUCGAGCUGUAAAGGACGAUGCGGUGGUGAGUACUACAGGGGUUACAUGUGCCAGUGUGAUUACACCUGCCUGCUUUAUGGAGAGUGCUGCGAAGACUACGAAUCUCAAUGCACCACAAAAAGCUCAUGUAAAGGUCGAUGUGGAGAAUCCUUCAAGAGAGGCCGGCGGUGCACCUGCGACUCUGACUGCUUCAAGUUCAAGCAGUGUUGUCCAGAUUACACGAGCCAGUGUGAUGCAGAGGAGGAAAUCAGUGGAGCAGCCAGUGCAACAGCACCAGUGAAGACUAGUUCAUGCGAUAGUGUAAACAAUAACAAACCCACAGAGCCGCCUCUCACGGGACCAGAGGAGCUGCCUUCUACAUCCAGUGAGGGAAACAAAGCAGAUGAAGAUUCAACUCCUCUGGUUGGUCUAACCUCAUAUCUACCAGAUGACUACAGUGAUGAUACAAACAACCAGCUCCCUACGGACGAGGAAUUCACCAACACUGGACAAGAGGAGACCAGUCCAGUCCCAGAAGGCACCAGUGGUUAUGGGUCGUCCACAGCUGAUCCCCUGGAUCAUGUCUCCACUGAACCCACCCUGCAGCCGGACACUCUGGAGUUCAGCACAGAGACGGUCACAGUCAUUUCUCAGACAGAAACCACUCAGACAGACGAUGAACCCACGCAGGCUGACGACAGCCUCACCACCCUUUCUAUGGCCAGUGGAGAAGCCCCCAUAGAGAGCACAGAUUCCAGUGAUCCAGGAACAACCCUCCCUCAGGCCACGACAGAGCAGGUCUCCGACCAGCCGACACCAACCUCUGCAGCCCAGACAGAGGUUUCUGCUACAGCCAGCAGCCCAGAGCCGGAGACAGCAGGGCAGGGAACCGUCCAACCGGAGGACAACGUUUCUCCUGCAGCACAGAUGACAGCUCUGCCGGAAGCCACCACUGAUAAUCCAGAGGUCACAACACUUCCCUUCACCACAGCAGCUUCAGCAUCGACAGAACUCACACAGGACGACACAACCGUGGAUACGUCACAGUUCACCACGCUGGACUUAACAACCAUCCCUGACGAAACCACUUCCAACCCUGAUCUCCUAAAUACUGAGAGCAGCUCAGAGGAUUCAACAACAGGCCUUCAAGAUCUGUCCACCAGUGUUUCCCCAGAGCUCGAUGCCCCGACGACUCAUGUUCCCUCAUCCACAUCUGAAGCACAGGACGAUACCACAGAUGAGGUUACACCACAAGUAACCACUGCAGAUCCGUCCAAACCCAUCGAGGAACCCCAACCGUCCAAACCCACCGAGGAACCCCAACCGUCCAAACCCAUCGAGGAACCCCAACCGUCCAAACCCAUCGAGGAACCCCAACCGUCCAAACCCAUCGAGGAACCCCAACCGUCCAAACCCACCGAGGAACCCCAAUCCAAACCCACCGAGGAACCCCAACCGUCCAAACCCACCGAGCAACCCCAACCGUCCAAACCCACCGAGCAACCCCAACCGUCCAAACCCACCGAGCAACCCCAACCGUCCAAACCCACAGAGCAACCCCAGCGCAAACCUUUGCCAUUGCCAGCUAAACCAAUUCUGGUCAAAGACCCCCCCAAAGACCCAGAGACUAAACCUGUGGACGCUGCACAAACUCUGAACAUAGACAAUCCACGAGACUACCAGGCAGAUGACAGCAACGAUACAAACCUGUGUAGCGGGCGGCCGGUGGGUGCAGUUACCACCCUGAGGAACGGCACGGUGGUGGUUUUCAGAGGACACUACUUCUGGCUCCUGAACAGACACAGGGAGCCAGGUCCGGCUAGAGGCAUCACACAAGUGUGGGGAGUCCCAUCCCCCAUUGACACUGUGUUCACACGCUGCAGCUGUCAGGGCAAAACAUACAUGUUCAAGGGAUCUCAGUACUGGAGAUUUGACAAUGAUGUUUUGGACCCUGGUUAUCCUCAAGUAAUUGAAACAGGCUUCGGCGGGCUGCGGGGCCACAUCACUGCUGCUCUGUCUGUGCCUCAGUACAACAGGAGGAGAGAGUCCGUCUACUUCUUCAAGAGAGGGGGACUGGUCCAGAAAUACUCAUACCAGUUUGGCACCAGUCCAUCAUGUGGCAAGAAAGUCCAAUACGCCGUGUACAAUGUCCGCAACCGGGUGGUUCGACAAGCAGUGUCUCCUCUCGGCCCAGUCAUCACCAUCCGGACCUGGAGAGGUUUCCCCACCGCCGUCACAGCCGCUGUGUCCGUGCCCAGCACCAGGGAACCAGAAGGAUACAAAUACUACGUCUUCUCCAAAUCCAAAUCCUACAACGUGAGGCUGGAUGGUGAACGUCCCGUCAUGGCUGCUGCGCCCGCCAGCGUGUCCCCUCAGAGCAGCAGCUUCAUCAAAUGCCCAAGGACAUGAAAAGCAGAGACUGUUUGUUUUUUCUCACCAAUUUUCUUAUCGUUUAUUACAUCCCUAUUAAAACCCACUGCAUCAGCAUGGAGCGUGAUUACAAAAAAGGUACUUUUGCAAGUACAUUAAAAACAAAAGCAGAACAUAAAAACAACAGGCUUCAGAGCACGUGAACGACUAUCAGGACUGAGUCGAGAAUCUGAACACGGACGUGGGAUGCUUCUGGAGGGAAUGACAAGUCGUCCGGUCGUGGUCGUCAAGUUUCCUGGAUGAGUGCUUCAUCUGGCGAAUCGUCUCCCGUGUAUUCCCCGAGAAGGAAACGCCUGACCUGUUGACAUGAAACAUUAUUUCAAACAAAGCCUGUAACACCGAUGAAAAACUUCUGUAUUUGCAUUGUAAUGAACGUACUGUGUUUUUUAAAUCUACAUUAAAAACUCAACAACACACCCCAACGUGUAUUAAAGGCUAUGACUUGUAAUUAAAAUGAAACAGGGUUAGUGUGCACAGUUAGUCAUGAUGCAGGAAGUUAAUCUUGUGAACACGCACAUGUAUAAAAGCCAAAAACAUGUUACACUGCAAUUAAUGUGCAUUAGAAAUAAGAGAAUGAGGGACAGAGAGAUUAGUUUAAAUUACUUUAGUCGCACUUUUCAGUCAUGCAAGAACUUCUAGAAAAUCUGGGACUUAAUUUCUGACUUACAAUAAAGAUCAGUGUUGUUGUAAAA